Molecule: messenger RNA, 695 nt
Organism: Sinocyclocheilus anshuiensis
Lineage: Eukaryota; Metazoa; Chordata; Actinopteri; Cypriniformes; Cyprinidae
Product: peptidyl-prolyl cis-trans isomerase A-like
Exons: 4
Coding region: 178-492 (104 amino acids)
Biological process (GO): protein peptidyl-prolyl isomerization; response to hypoxia; protein folding
Cellular component (GO): cytoplasm
Molecular function (GO): cyclosporin A binding; peptidyl-prolyl cis-trans isomerase activity
Source: RefSeq, a predicted model, not a curated record
UAUGCAAAGUAAGCUUGGACAUCAGCUUAAUUUCUAUUUCUGGUUUCCCCCCUACUUUUGAAAUAGCUGAGAGCUGAUGUUGUACCCAAAACUGCCGAGAACUUCCGUGCUUUGUGCACUGGUGAGAAUGGUUUUGGCUACAAGGGCUCUGGCUUUCAUCGUAUCAUCCCCAAAUUCAUGUGCCAGGGUGGCGACUUCACCAAACAUAACGGAACUGGUGGGAAGUCCAUCUACGGCAACAAGUUUGCGGAUGAGAACUUCACCCUGAAGCAUGGAGGGAAGGGAACCCUGUCCAUGGCCAAUGCCGGACCGAAUACCAACGGCUCCCAGUUCUUCAUCUGCACUGCUGAUACUACUUGGCUCGAUGGCAAACACGUUGUGUUCGGGAAAGUGGUAGAAGGAAUGAGCGUAGUGGAUGCCAUGGAGGCUAAAGGAAACAGCAACGGGAAAUGCUCUGCCAAGGUCGUGAUUGCUGAUUGUGGCCAACUUUAAUUGUUUCUUAUCCCCUCCCAUUUGAACCAGGCACAUUCCUUACUAUAUAGAUUUUUUUUUCUUUUCUUUUUCUUUUUAUUGCCAUUCCUGAAUGAGAUGCUUAUUCCAUGUGUCAUGGUCCUGUUUUAUGUAUUCUGACGGUCCCCAGGACACAAUCUGUUAAACAUGGAUUAAAGAUGGAUCAAGAUUCCUUUCAACAGGUU